Molecule: messenger RNA, 1543 nt
Organism: Mytilus californianus (California mussel)
Lineage: Eukaryota; Metazoa; Mollusca; Bivalvia; Mytilida; Mytilidae
Product: kinesin-like protein KIF15
Exons: 4
Coding region: 294-1358 (354 amino acids)
Source: RefSeq, a predicted model, not a curated record
CUUGUGCGAUGGGACUGCGAUAUAUACCGAUUAAGCAAAUUAGUGUUCAAUGAAUUAAAUAACUUGAAAUGUUGAUGAAAUUUAAAUUUGACCUUUUAAUAAAAGACGACACUUGUUAAGAAACAAAAGGGGUUUUUAAAUGUCGAUACCUACUAACUUUAAAUGAAGAAAUAAAUUUGCAAAUCAUUGCUGACACAUUAGAAGAUAGAGGAGCUUUAUCUCCAGACGAGAAAGACGUUAUUUUACAAUUGUACAAUUACCGAGAAAAAAUAGAACUAUGCCUUGGAACUGUGAUGGUUUCGGGUCCUAAUUCUUAUACAACUAUAUGUGAAGUUUUAAGAGAUUGUGGGUACGGACAUAUUGUGGAAUCGUUAAAGGCAGACGACGAAGAAUCCGAUAAAUAUUUACAGUUAGUUCAACCAAAGCGAUAUAUGCUAUCUUCAAAAGACCGCAGUACAGUUCAUAGUAGUCAAGCAUCAAAAACAGAUCCAUUAUCCAUUCAAGGUGUCAGGAUGGCAAUCAACACACUAUCAAAGGACGCUAAAGCAUCUCACCGGGAGUUCAGUGCCAUAAUCACCAGACAGGAAGAGUUAGAAAUACAACUACAGGAAGUAAUGGCCUCUCUCGACAAUGCUAGAGAGGCUCUGAUUAAAGAAAGGCACGAAAAGGUUAGCCUUCAAGAAAAACUACGUCUACGAGAUGAAGACUUAGUGGAAAUGACUAAGAGAUAUAGAGAAUUACAAAAAGCGAUGGUUAAAUUAAAAGAAACGAACAAUAAAUACCAUGAAAGGAUUCAAAAGCUUCAAAUUGAAAACGAAGAGAUGCGUAAAAUGAACACUGACAAACGUGAACUACAGGAGGAACUAGAAAAACGGAACGAAGAAAUCAAAUAUUUGAAGGAUACAAUAGAAGCACAAAGUAAAAAAAUCUGUGAACAAGAAUCUUUAAUUAACGAUAGACUAGCAGUAAUUGACCAGUUAGCCAAUGACCACGCUAGAUUAGCUGACGGUCAAGUUAAACUUGAAAAAAUAAUGUCUGGCCAAUCAGAUAAUAUAGCAAGACUUGCAUCAAAUAAAGAACACACUGAAAAGAUAAUAGAUACACAACAGCAACAGAUUAAUCUACAACAAGCCACGCUAGUCAUGAUGAAAGAACAACUAGAGAAACUAGAGAAUAGGAUGAACCAACAGGACAAUCAACAUAAUGUUCUAGCUUUACAACCAUCUGAACCAAAUAAUCGCUCUAGACGUCAGACAUCAAAUUCUCCUGCUAAACAAGUACAUCAAAAGCCAUUCAUGGCUGCAGGCAAACAAGACACUUCAAAAAGCGCUUACUGGAGAGGUGGCGAAAAAAAGUAGAGAGAAUUUUAAAUUUUAUCGUCUGUCACUGGUAAUAGAGAGAGCUUUAGUAAUAAGUUAUCUCUCUCAAUACAUACAUAUAUACAUAAUUACUUAUCAUCACUGUAUAACAAAGCAGUAUAAUAUGUCUUUCAUAAAACUAUUUUCGUACCUGCCUGUUUGUUUCAAUAAACAAAGAUAUAGCA